Xyrauchen texanus (razorback sucker) is the source of this 2129-nucleotide messenger RNA. RefSeq names its product family with sequence similarity 49 member A (gene cyria). Bases 577 to 1551 code for a protein of 324 amino acids. Gene Ontology annotation, molecular function: small GTPase binding. Lineage: Eukaryota; Metazoa; Chordata; Actinopteri; Cypriniformes; Catostomidae. The transcript has 13 exons. The record is from RefSeq and is a predicted model, not a curated record. Gene Ontology annotation, biological process: regulation of actin filament polymerization.
UCACUUGACUGCAACUGUAGUGGGGAAGUGGAAGGUGGCACUGUCUGAGGGCUGAGUUGGAAGACUUUUAAAGAAGCAAAUCCACUGGAAAAACUAUUUGCUGAGAUUAUUGAGCAUGUAAAAUGGAGUGAUGGCUUCAUAAGAGAGAAAAAGGUGAAGAGAUUGAGGAGGAGCAGGAAAGACCACUCAUCCGGCUCAUGAGUCGAGCAGCCGUAUGCCCAUAUAAGGGAGUGUGACUCCAUGACAGAGUCCCAGUGGGGUCUGUUCAUGCCCUAUCCUCAGGUUUGAGCGGGGGAAGGGGAGUGUGAGCACUAUGGACACUGACAGAUGGAAGGCGAGCCAGAGUGAGGAGUUCUUUAUCUCUGUCUCUGUCUAUUAGUGUGGGUAAAUUUGAACUGUUGGUCCAUAGUGAUGCGUCAGUGCAGAAGAGGACGAAAUGUAAAUUUGGAUCGGUGAUCUUUAUCUUCAAAAGAUCAAGAAAGAGGGGAACUGGAGCACUGUCUGGUGGGUGGCGACCAAUUAAGAACAAGUGGAUGAACAUACAAAACAUACAUUCUCCUCCAGAAAAGAAACCAAAUGGGGAAUCUGUUAAAAGUGCUCACUUGCACAGAGUUUGAUCAGGGGCCAAACUUUUUCCUUGACUUUGAAAAUGCGCAGCCGACAGACUGUGAGAGAGACGUGUGGAACCAGGUGAAUGCUGUACUCCAGGAGUCGGAGAGCAUCCUGUCUGGCUUACAGGCCUACAAGGGGGCGGGUCAGGAAAUACGAGAUGCAAUACAGAAUCCUAAUGACAUGCUCCUUCAGGAGAGGGCAUGGAACUCUGUGUGUCCCCUUGUUAUCCGCCUAAAGAAGUUCUAUGCCUUUUCAUUGAAACUAGAGGAAGCCCUGAAGAGCCUCUUGGAGUCACUGACAUGUCCACCUUACACUCCCACUCAGCACCUGGAGAGGGAGCAGGCCCUCGCUAAACAGUUUGCAGAAAUCCUGCAUUUCACCCUACGCUUUGAUGAACUGAAGAUGAGAAUUCCGGCCAUCCAGAAUGACUUCAGCUAUUACAGAAGAACAAUAAGUCGAAAUAGAUUAAACAACAUGAAUUUGGAUAUUGAAAAUGAGGUCAAUAAUGAAAUGGCAAACAGAAUGUCUCUAUUUUAUGCGGAGGCCACACCCAUGCUGAAGACUCUGAGCACAGCGACAACAAACUUUGUUACAGAGAAUAAGACAUUACCUCUUGAGAACACCACAGACUGCCUGAGCACCAUGGCAAGUGUAUGCAAGGUCAUGCUGGAGACGCCAGAAUACACAAGCCGGUUCAACAGUGAAGAGACUCUUCUCUUUUGUAUGAGGGUAAUGGUGGGGGUUAUUAUCCUUUACGACCAUGUGCAUCCAAACGGCGCUUUCAACAAAUCCUCAAAAAUUGAUAUGAAAGGGUGCAUUAAAGUCUUGAAAGAUCAGCCUGCAGAUAAUGUGGAAGGUCUCCUCAAUGCCCUCAAAUUCACCACAAAACACCUGAAUGAUGAGUCCACUCCAAAAAAUAUCCGAACAAUGCUUCAGUAAUGUUUUUUAGGUGAAGCGGGUCAAUAUUCUGACCUCAAAAGAUGUAUAUGUUUACAUUUAUUUAAGGACUUGAUGUUAAUACUUUGGUGUAUUUACAUAGUCAUUCCCUCCAAGUUACUUCAGUGUAAAAAAGUAAACCUUUAUUCUUAACAAAUUGUGCAAAAGCACAUAUGAAGAAACCAAGCAGCCUUAUGAAAAUGUAUUCAACGAACAAUAUUUGCAAUGCUGCUUUCAAAUAAAUAACAGUGAUCAUAUUAACCAAAGGAGAUGAUGCAUUGGUUGUGAGUUACACUGUACAGUGAAGUGCUAUUGGCUAUGGUGUAGUCAGUAGUGCAUGAGGAAAGUGUUUGGAUCGUUGUGCUUUUGUAAUAAGGUAAUGAUGAGAAAAGACAGUUCUGUAAAACACCAUAAUGUGAUGUAACCAAUUUUAUCUAUAUUUUCAAAUCUGUUUUGGCUAAAGGUGGAGAUAUCACCUUUUAUUUUUGUUAAUAGGUCAUGUGUGCUCUUCAUGUCUGUGUGCCUCUUUGUUUCUAACACGAUUGUUGCUCAUCAAUACAGCUUUCAAUUUUGAAAUAAAA